AUGACUGUCCCCAAGGUAUCCGUGGCCCAGGCGGUCACGGUGAGUCUCAAAGAGCUCGAAAAUGAGGCCCUCGAAAGCCCAGAGUCAAGGUACCUAGUAGGCUGGUCCUGCGGCAAAGAAACCCUCAAAUCGGGAACCUUUGAUACCCUAAAGGGCUCCUACUACGUCAACUGCGCCUUCUACAAGGAUCCAACCCUGCAAAGUGCCCCGUCUGAAGGCUUCCCCGAUCUACCACAGUACACAGCGCCCAAUAUCUGGCCAUCCCCCGCACGCCUGCCGACAUUCAGAUCCAGCAUCGAGAGUCUAUGUACCCUAAUCAUUGACACAGCGGGACUCGUCGCGCAAGCCUGUGAUCGUUACGCAGAGGCUAAUAUCGACGAUUAUAAGCCUGGCUAUCUCCAGCGCGUCGUCAAAACAAGUCUCACCACCAAAGCUCGACUCCUCCAUUAUUUCCCAUCAACCGAAACCGGGAAAACAGAGGAUGAUGACGACGACUGGUGCGCAACCCACGUCGACCACGGCUGUCUAACAGGUCUUACAUCGGCCAUGUUUCUUGACGAAGAAGCUUCCCUGCCUAUUCCAGACCCAUCAUCUCCGGACUUCGUUCUCACUGAACUUCCGCAGUCUCCGGAUCCGGAGGCAGGGUUGUAUAUUAGUUCCCGUGCGGGGGAUAUCGUUAAGGUGAAUAUUCCGAAGGAUUGUCUUGCUUUCCAGACGGGGGAGGCGUUGCAGCUUAUUACGAGGGGGAAGUUUAGGGCUGUGCCGCAUUUUGUGAAGGGAGCGAAGUGUGCUGGAAAUGGCAAGAUUGCGAGGAACACGUUGGCUGUUUUCACUCAGCCCAAUCUUGAGGAGGAGGUUGAUAGUGGGCUGACCUUUGCGGAGUUUGCGAGGGGGGUUGUGGCGAAGAACUAUUAG
Messenger RNA from Penicillium atrosanguineum, 915 nucleotides. RefSeq lists its product as uncharacterized. The transcript has 2 exons. The coding region runs from base 1 to 915 and encodes 304 amino acids. NCBI's taxonomy places the organism in Eukaryota, Fungi, Ascomycota, Eurotiomycetes, Eurotiales, Aspergillaceae. The record is from RefSeq and is a predicted model, not a curated record.